Molecule: messenger RNA, 2076 nt
Organism: Salvelinus namaycush (lake trout)
Lineage: Eukaryota; Metazoa; Chordata; Actinopteri; Salmoniformes; Salmonidae
Gene: wwtr1
Product: WW domain containing transcription regulator 1
Exons: 7
Coding region: 369-1694 (441 amino acids)
Biological process (GO): hippo signaling; positive regulation of transcription by RNA polymerase II
Cellular component (GO): nucleus; cytoplasm
Molecular function (GO): transcription coactivator activity; protein binding; transcription corepressor activity
Source: RefSeq, a predicted model, not a curated record
GCCGGAGGUCAUGCAUAAUUCAUGAGCGACUGCUGACACAGGCGUCGUAGAAAAGUUGAGUUUACAAACUUUGGGACAGGAGCGGAGUCCGGGCAGGAGCAACAAGAGCUAUCGAACUGGCCGGAGCGAAGGGAAAGUAGCUACAUUUCAAUUUACUUUUCUCAAGUAGGGACACAUUUUAUUGUUCUCUAUCUUACUCUUAUAGAAUAGUUUUAUUGCGAGUUAGACUGCAGAAAGGUGAACUAUUUUUGUCCACACAGAGGGUUCAUAAAAGUUUGCCUGAGAGUAGCCUAGGCCUACUUCAGAAGGCUCAACUUUAAAUCGUUUUUAUAUUUUCUGUAUUGCUCUAACUUUUACACUAAGACAAAAUGAGCAACCCACUUCAGCCAAUGCCAGGACAACAAGUUAUCCAUGUCGCGCAGGACUCGGAUACGGAUCUCGAGGCGCUUUUUAAUUCGGUUAUGAACCCGAAACCCAGUUCAUGGAGGAAAAAAAUGUUACCCGACUCUUUUUUCAAGGAGCCAGAUUCUGGAUCUCACUCCCGACAGUCGAGCACUGAUUCGGGCAGUCACCCGCCCAGGCUCACCGUACAACACGUACGGUCACAUUCCUCGCCCGCUACUUUACAGAUUGGAUUGGGAGCCAACCCAACUCCAAGCCCGGUACAUCACUCGCACAUCCGCCACCAGUCUUUCGAUGUUGCCGAAGAGUUGCCCCUGCCCCCUGGAUGGGAGAUGGCCUACACGUCCAACGGACAGAAGUAUUUUCUCAAUCACGUGGAGAAGAUCACCACUUGGCACGACCCUCGGAAGACCAUGACGACAGCCAUGAACCAGAUGAGUCUCCACGCCCCCCCACCCUCUGCCAGCCCACAGCAACGCAACAUGGCCCUGUCCCAGCCCAACCUUGGGGAGCUGUCUGAUGACUGGGAGCAGGCUGAAAAUCCUCAGGGAGAAAUCUACUUCAUUGACCACAAAACACAACGAAUGUCCUGGCUCGACCCGCGUGUGGACGCUCGCCUCAUGAUGUCCCAACACCACCACCAGCAGCACCUGCAACACACCCAGCAGCAGCCCCAACAGGCCCAGGCCUUGGGUUCGCCUGGCUCCCUCCCCCAGCAGCAGAGCUCUCAGGCUGGGAUGAUGAGUCUGUCCAGCCCCCUGGGCGUGGUUGUCAGUGCCCAGCAGAAGAUAAGGCUGCAGCGCAUCCAGCUGGAGAGAGAGAGGAUCCAGAGACGCCAGGAGGAGCUCAUGAGACAGGAGGUGGCACUGUGUAGACAGCUCCCUGUGGACUCUGAAAGCAUGGCACCAGCGCCCACUCCCGGUGGCAACCCUGCCCAGCCCAUGACCCAGGGCAACAUGCCCACCAACGGAUCUGACCCCUUCCUGAACAGUGGUCACUUCCAGCAUUCCCGGGAGCAGAGCACAGACAGUGGCCUGGGGCUGGGCUGUUACAGCAUCCCCACCACCCCAGAGGACUUCCUUAAUAACAUGGAGGAGAUGGACACAGGUGAGAGCAUGGCCCAGGCGGGCAGUAUGAACGUGUCCCAGCACAGCAGCUUCCCAGACUUCCUCGACUCCCUGCCAGGGACCAACGUGGACCUGGGAACCCUGGAGGGAGCGGACCUCAUCCCCAUUCUUAACGAUGUGGAGUCAGUCCUCAACAAGAGCGAGCCCUUCCUCACCUGGCUGUAAACACGCACACACAUCUUCUACAAACAUACACAUGUACACACACACACACACACACACACACACACACACACACACACACACACACACACACACACACACACAUGUACAACCCUAAACACACAGACCAACACACACACGCCCAACAAACAGGACGAAAGACUCCACGUAUCUAAAGACUCUGUCUGUGCUGCCUUUUAGCGACCUAUUCAAAUCAGCUUGAUUUAUUUUUCACGUGUCCAGUAAUAUUACCCUCUGUGUGCCCGACCGCCUAUCAGUCUGAUUCAGUUCAGGUUAAAGAUAUAUAAAGAGUAUUAACCAAAGCCUUGAGAGAACAAAAUCAAAUCAAAUCAUGACACGUAUUAAAGUGAAUACUGUAUGGUAA